This is a messenger RNA of Hemicordylus capensis (graceful crag lizard), 3124 nucleotides long. It is a transcript of the gene C13H8orf33, whose product is annotated as chromosome 13 C8orf33 homolog. The transcript is spliced from 9 exons. The record is from RefSeq and is a predicted model, not a curated record. Lineage: Eukaryota; Metazoa; Chordata; Lepidosauria; Squamata; Cordylidae. The coding region runs from base 668 to 2005 and encodes 445 amino acids.
CUGGCAGCGUCCCAGAUAUUCCGGUGGAAGGGGUAAGCGUGCAAAUUUGCAAUCCCAGCCCCACCUGUCUGGGAGUAAAUCCUGUUGGAUUUCAGUAAUGCUUAUUGCUGAAUAAAUAUAUUUAGGUUUGCGGGUGCUUUGCCUUCGAUCUGGGGCAUACCGUAAGUCCCCUGCGAACUGAGCAAAGAGGCUCAGUCUCUUAAAAGUGGCGGCUCUCUAGUCCAAUUAAUGGCACGGGAAUUUCUAAAGGGUGGGGGGGAUUCAUCUACUUAUCUUGCAAAGUCCCCUGCUAACUGAGCAAAGAGGAUUCUCUUUAUUGAGCAGGGGGAGAGCAACUGGCCCUCUCCAGCCCCAGCACAGCAUCCCUUCAGUGGCUGUUGCUGCUGGUGUCUCUUUUAUGUCUCUUUUUAUAUUGUGAGCCCUUUGGGGACAGGGAGCCAUCUCUAUUUAUUUUUAUUUCUCUCUGUAAACCACUUUGGGAACUUUUUGUUGAAAAGCGGUCUAUAAAUAUUCAUCGCAUAAAAGGUGGGUGCAAAGGCUGCGUGGCUCCAACUCAAGGGAGUCUAAAGCUACGGAGACGAUGCUGAUCCAGCGGCUUGUGCUUCUCGGUGAAUGGUGAUGCAGGGACUUGGAGGUUGUACGUAAGCCAAAGCUGUCAAUUUUCCUAAUGGAAGAGAUUCCCCAAGGGACGUUCCAGGAUGAAUUGGAUUGGUGCAUCUUGCAGUUGGAGACCGGCCUCCUGCGUUUCAACCCAACUCCCAAACAAGCAGAGGAGACGCAGCGCAUCCUGGGGCUGUUGUGCUCACGCAAGGCUCCCUUCAUGAAGAAGAGGCAAGUCAUGCGCCGUGUCUUUGGGGACUACCGGCUGAAGAUGGCCGAGGAGAGGAAGAGAGCAGCAAAAGCAGCCACGAAGCCUGAAAAGAUGCCAAUACAGCCAGGAGAUACUCUUGCUUCGGGCAGCGUGGCAUACAGGAAGCAAUCCAGCCAGCCCUCCGCGGCGCAGAAAUCAUGGUUUACACCGUCUGAUAAUAGCUUUCAGUUUGACUUUGCUCUUUCCGAGGGAACCCCAGAAGAAGCCAGUGGAACGCUGGCCGGGAAGCAUGGGGUAGUUGACACCAAGGAGCAGUCUGCUGGCAGUGGUCCCUCCCCUCAUGAAGACUCGAAUGGGACAUUGGACUUUUCCCCUGGAGCCCAGAAGCUGGGAUUUGCUUUUAACUUUGCCAUCCCCGAUGAUCCCCCACGUGAGGGAGCAGCAGAAGCAGCUACAGAAGUUGACUCCCUGUUCACAGAAGCCGUGGUGAUGCCAGAGAGUCCAACUUCCCUGAAGCCUGAAAGAUCAGAUGUGAUGGGUGGAGAAUGCCCUGCCAAAGAGAGUCUUAAACUGGAGACUGCCCAAGGAGCUUUAAUGAAGACUAAAGAAAAAAUCCUUGGUGGAGGAGAGGGUGGAUUGCGCAAGAAGAAAAAGAAACGACAGCCCUCCAAGGCGGAACCAAAUGACCACAUAAAUGGAGAGAGCAAGCUACCUUCCAGGGGCCCAACUGAUCAGGCUCAACAGUCAGAUGAGCAGUUCAGGAGGGAGGUGGACUGGUGUGUGGAACAGCUGGAACUUGGCCUGAAGACUCGGAAAUCUACUCCAAAGCAGAUGGAGGAGGCACUCCGGGCCAUCAAGACAUUGCGCAGCGGCAAGGCUGUUCGGGCAAAAAAAUGCCAAGUCAUGCGAGCCACGUUUGGCGACUACAAAACUAAAAUGGCCGAGGAAAGGCAAAAACAGCUAAAGCUCAUGCAAGCAGCUUCAAAAGCGGCUCGUAUUGCAGAAGUAACUAAAGACGCCCGCAGGAAGAGCAGCCGCGUUUUCAGGAAGUCUGUGGAAAUGGCCAGAAGAGAUCAGAGCCCUGCAGAAUCUUCUCUUCCUCCUCCCAUGUCCUCAUCUUCCCCUGGGGCAGCUGAUGCUUGCCCUUUUGUGUUCACGUCUUCCCAAGAGGAGUUCCGCUUUGAUUUUUUCUAAAGAAAGCACAUUGGACAGUUGCGGGUUGAUUUUGAUCAGGCACUGAAAAUUUGGGGGGAAGUUUGCUUUUUUUAAAAAAGGCUUACAGAAAGGAAAUUCCAAAAAUUGAAACUGUUGUGUGGUUGAUUAGCACAAAAGAGGAUAACAAAGUGCCUUUAUAGGAGAGGUUCUCAACAUUGCAUCCCCAGAUGGUGUUGGGCUACAGAUCUCAUCAUCCCCUGUUGAAGUGGCUGAAGGCUGUGAGUGAUGGGAGUCCAGCAAACAAACAAACCUUUAACAUCAGCUUGAUCUGCAGAAAUUAGCCAAUGAAGUAUUCACAGCACCCCGUUAAACAUUACCACCUGCUAAUUCUCGCACAUCAGCUAUUGUUAAAGGCACAGCUGUAGAUGCCAGUUCAAGUGUUGGCAACUCUAACAACCAAACUCUGCACUUCUACAACACCCUGACUUUGUACCACUGCUUGGUGCUGAAUAGUUGAUCUCAAAACAACUGCCUGAUGUAGUUUGCUGUAAGGUCUGGGUAAUUGCCACCUACCCCAUUUUGACUUGGGCAAAGAUUUGGCGUCGCUUGUGGUGCCAUAAGCUUCUGAGUAAGUUGCAGGUGCCAUGGGAGAACCUCCCCACACGGACAUCCAUGGGGCGGGCUACAUGGGAACCCCCUCCCCUGGUAGAACUGUGCCAACAGCAGCCAUUCCUGCUGAUGGAAAGGGCUCAUUUAUGUGAAUGAUCAAUUAAAACAGGGAUUCCCAACUUUGGGCCCCCAGAUAUUAUUAGACUACAAUCCCCAUCACCCCCACCAAAGGCCAUUGUGGCUGGGGAUGAUGGGAGUUGUAGUUCAACUACAUCUGGGGACCUGAGUGGAAACCCCUGAAUUAAAAGAAGCUAGAAGAAAAGCGGCUAUCCUGUUGAACUGAUCAAGGAUCUGUUUUGCCUGGGAUCCCAUGCAAUCACUGUGUUUUCGGGGCCUGCCUUUUUCUUUUCUUUUUUUAAAAGAAAUUGCAUCAUGUGCUCCUAGAGUUGGCCUUGGAAUUCUACAGAGAGAAGAAGAAGUGGUGGGGCAAGGCAGGAGCUUUGCCUUUUGAUGCUUGACUCUAUAAAUAAAAAUGUUUGAGGUUCAGAA